CCUGUCAGCCUUGAUGUGAAAAGUCGUGUUUCUCCCUCCCUCUUCUACGCUUCAAGUCUUGUAUUUUGCACACAUGAUACUGAGUCAUAGCAAACCCUCCCUCCUUUUUUUCCACUUUAAAAACCACAGACUUCUUAAAAAUUCAAGUUAGUCCUCCAGGCUUGUCCGGGUGUGGUAAGAAGCAAGUGAGGAACACAGAGCCGCUGAAGAAGUUUAAAGAUGUAUGGAUCCAGUGCAAGAGAUCUUCGCUUCCCCUCAUCCAUUUCGGAGCCCGGGCUUCACGUUUUCCGCAUUGAAAAGAUGAAGCUGAUCUCAGUGCCAGUGGAGAGUCACGGUGUGUUUCACUCUGGGGACACCUACCUGCUCAUCUUCAACUCCUCUGAAGGCAACAGCAUCUAUGUCUGGAAUGGAAGUAGUACGACAGUUGAUGAAAAGGCAGCUGGAGCCAUCUACAGCUCUCAACUUCACAUGCAUAUGGGUGAAAAGCCAACUCAGAACCACGAGACGCAGGGGCAUGAGAGUGUAGAGUUUAUGUCUUUAUUCCCACGGGGGGUGACAUAUUUGGAAGGAGGUGUAUCCUCAGGUUUUCAGCAGGCACAGAAAGACCCAGUGGCCCCUACCCACCAUCUCUACCACGUGAGAGGUCGCAAACACAUUCGUGCAAUUGAGACAGACCUAAAGUGGGACAGCUUCAACACAGGUGACUGCUUCAUCUUGGACACAGGAAAGUUUAUCUAUGUCUGGUCGGGAUCUCAGUCAAACAUGAUGGAGAGGAACCGAGCAAGAGAUCUGGCUUAUCAAAUACGAGACAGUGAAAGACGCGGAGCUGCAAAAGUGGAAAUUAUGCUGGAAGGGGAGGAGCCUGAAGAAAUGAUUCAGAUUCUGGGGCAGAGGCCGGACAAACUGAAAGAAGGGAGCACACAGGACGACAAGGAGGCAGAUGAGAUUCACACCAGGGGAGCUGUGCUCUACCAGGUCUCAAACGCUACUGGAGAGGUAAAGGUGACCCGCGUGGCUGAUGGUGGUACUUUCCGUAAAGAGCAACUCCUCUCAGAUGACUGCUUCAUCCUGGACACAGCAGGGAAGAUCUUCGUGUGGAACGGUAAAAAAGCAAAUAAGGAGGAGCGGGAACAAUCAUCGGCGACUGCCAAAAAGUUCAUAACUUUGAUGAAUUAUCCAACUAAAACCCAGGUCCAGGUGAUGUCAGAGGGGAACGAGUCUCCUCUCUUUAAACAAUUCUUCAGCAACUGGUUGUGAGUGGCCAUCCUUCGGUUCAUCUGAGCUACAAGAUCCCGCUCCCCUCCACAUGCUUCACCUCCAGGUCAAUUUUGUAUAAAAGGUUAAGCCCCAGCUGCCA
Messenger RNA from Nanorana parkeri, 1357 nucleotides. RefSeq names its product capping actin protein, gelsolin like (gene CAPG). Gene Ontology annotation, molecular function: phosphatidylinositol-4,5-bisphosphate binding; actin filament binding. Gene Ontology annotation, biological process: barbed-end actin filament capping; actin polymerization or depolymerization; actin filament severing. The record is from RefSeq and is a predicted model, not a curated record. The transcript has 10 exons. Gene Ontology annotation, cellular component: cytoplasm; actin cytoskeleton. Bases 220 to 1257 code for a protein of 345 amino acids. Lineage: Eukaryota; Metazoa; Chordata; Amphibia; Anura; Dicroglossidae.